AGUAUGUAUAAUAAUGUACUGAAACUGAAGCGAGCAGACAGUGUCUGUGCUCACGAUCGGAUCAGUACAAAAUCUGCUUGCAUCUUGCUUCCUUCUCUUAUUACUUGUAGCAAACUCAUUCUUUGUCUCUUUCUUUCUCUCUCCCUCAUUUUUUUUUCUCUCUCAUUUCCAAUGCACGUUAAUCAUUCGACGAAUUGACUCUGAGAGAAAAAUACACAACACUACACAACAAAACCAUUAACUUCUUGUGUUUUGCUUUGCAAGCUAACACCAUCAUCAUCAAAAAAACCCAUCAAACAAAACUACUAGACUUGUGAUUCUUCAACUGGAGCUGGAUUCUCAAAAAGGGUUCUUCUCAAAAAACUCAUAACCAUGUUGAAGUAAAUAACACUCUUGUAUUGGUUUUUAGUCAUAAUUUUCAGUGUCAACAACAUUAAUUGUUUGUUUGAAGUUUGAAGAUUGAAAAAGAUUGAAUUUUUCUGUGUGGAAGAGUAUGUCUAGGCCUCUGCAUCGAGGUGUUUCCGGUGGUGCUCGUGUACUGGAAAACAUCAAUGAUGAUACAUGGGACUCACAAUCCAAAGAUAAAUCAGAAAAAGAUGAUUUUGAUAGAAGGGGUUCUUCAGAUCACACCCCUUUAGCAUUGAGGUCUCCUUUGAAGUUGUUUUCAGAUAAAGAGAAUGGUUUUGCAUCUGAUCCAAUCAGUGUUGGCUCACCGAGAAGCCGUUUUAAGUUGAUGAUGUUUUUGGUGAAAUUUAGUUUAGUUUUUAUAGUUGUUUUUGCUCUUGUUGGAUCUUUUUUGUGGACUUUGAAUUUGUCAUCUUCGUCAAGAGGUCGUGUUUAUCAUGGUUAUAGGAGACUUCAAGAGAAACUUGUUUCAGAUUUGUUGGAUAUUGGUGAGAUUUCUAGGGGUGCUUCAAGGUGGAAAGAAUUGGAAUCUUGUUCUCCUGAGUUGGAAAAUUUUGUUCCUUGCUUUAAUGUUUCCGAUGGAAAUGAGUUUGAAAGGAAAUGUGAAUACGAGCAGAGUCAAAAUUGUUUGGUUCUGCCACCAGUUAAUUACAAAGUUCCUCUUAGAUGGCCUACUGGAAAAGAUGUUAUUUGGGUUGCUAAUGUGAAAAUCACUGCACAAGAGGUUCUUUCUUCUGGAAGCUUGACCAAGAGGAUGAUGAUGUUGGAUGAAGAACAAAUUUCCUUUCGUUCAGCCUCUCAUAUGUUUGAUGGAGUUGAAGACUACUCACAUCAGAUUGCUGAAAUGAUUGGACUUAGAAAUGAAUCUUCCUUCAUCCAAGCUGGCAUUCGAACCGUACUAGACAUAGGUUGUGGCUAUGGUAGCUUUGGAGCACACCUCUUUGACAGUCAAAUUUUGACUUUGUGCAUUGCAAACUAUGAGCCUUCUGGUAGUCAAGUUCAGCUUACUCUUGAGCGAGGUCUUCCUGCUAUGAUUGCUUCUUUCACUUCAAAACAGUUGCCAUAUCCAUCUCUAUCCUUUGAUAUGUUACAUUGUGCAAGAUGUGGCAUUGAUUGGGACCAGAAAGAUGGCAAUCUCUUGAUUGAAGCUGAUAGACUUUUAAGACCGGGUGGAUACUUUGUUUGGACCUCACCGCUUACCAAUGCUCGUAACAAGGAGAAUCAGAAAAGGUGGAAGAUUGUGCACGACUUUACCGAAAAUUUGUGCUGGGAAAUGUUAUCACAGCAAGAUGAAACUGUUGUAUUUAAGAAAGCAAGCAAAAAGAAUUGUUAUACAUCAAGAAAGAAAGGUUCUCGGCCUCUGUGUGGUAGAGGUCUCGAUGUGGAGUCUCCAUAUUAUCGCGAACUGCAAAACUGCAUAGGAGGAACACAGACCCGCCGCUGGCUUUCAAUUGAAAAAAGGGAGAAAUGGCCUUCUCGGGCUAAUUUGAACAAGAAUGAGUUAGCCAUACAUGGAUUGCUGCCUGAUGAACUUGGUGAGGACUCCGACAGCUGGAAAGCAGCAGUCCAAAAUUAUUGGUCACUCCUGUCGCCUGUAAUAUUUUCUGAUCAUCCGAAGAGGCCCGGUGAUGAGGACCCUUCUCCGCCAUACAACAUGUUCAGAAAUGUGUUAGACAUGAAUGCUAACUUUGGUGGCUUUAAUUCUGCUUUGUUGCAAGCUAGAAAGUCUGUGUGGGUAAUGAACGUGGUCCCAAGAAGUGGACCUAACUAUCUUCCCUUGAUCCAGGACCGAGGUUUUGUCGGCGUUUUGCAUGAUUGGUGUGAGGCCUUUCCGACGUACCCGAGAACCUAUGACUUGGUGCAUGCAGCAGGGAUUCUAUCCCUUGAAUUUUCCCAGCCACUUAGGUGCACCAUGCUUGAUCUGUUCAUUGAAAUUGACAGGUUACUACGCCCAGAGGGUUGGAUUAUAAUUCGCGACACAAUUCCUUUAAUAGAAUCAGCUAGAGUUUUAGCAGCACAGCUGAAAUGGGAAGCAAGAGUGAUAGAAAUCGAAAGUAACAGCGAGGAGAAGCUCCUGAUAUGCCAGAAACCUUUCUUUAAGAAACAUGCAAUCUAAUUCAUUGAAAAGUCCUAAAGAAACUAUACCAUAAUAUACAUAUAUUCAUUUCCAAUUUCUAUAAUUAUCAUAAAGUUAUGCCAUACAAAGUGAGGAUCGAAAAGGGAAGAAGAAAAAACAAUAGAGGAUGAUACCACCACUUCUCCUGUGCAGCCGUAAGGCAUGCAUAGGGUCAUGUAAUUACCACACAAGCAGCUGACAAAGAAUAUUGGUAGAUUUAUUUUUUAUUUUGAUGUUUAAUUAGAGUUUCAUAAACACAAUUAUUUAUUAUUGGGAAUAAUAUGAUAUAAUAAGUUGUUGCUCAUUGUUGUGGUGUAUAAAAUGCUUAGUGGUUAAUUUCCCCCUAUAUCAUAGAAUUGUUUAUUUUAUUAUC
Medicago truncatula (barrel medic) is the source of this 2894-nucleotide messenger RNA. RefSeq names its product probable pectin methyltransferase QUA2. Gene Ontology annotation, molecular function: methyltransferase activity. The transcript has 9 exons. Gene Ontology annotation, cellular component: cytoplasm. The record is from RefSeq and is a predicted model, not a curated record. Lineage: Eukaryota; Viridiplantae; Streptophyta; Magnoliopsida; Fabales; Fabaceae. Bases 494 to 2521 code for a protein of 675 amino acids.